AUGUCCUCUGCUAAAAGGAAACUCGCGGUUGAGGAAAGCUCAAGCAAACCUGUGAGCAAGCGGUCCAAGCCUGACCCCAAGAAAGGCCUGGAGAAGUCUUCCAAGCCAUCUAAGAGCGAGAAAGGCACCACAGCGCCUGCACAGAAAGCAUCAAAACCCCUGUCCUCCUCUGUUCUCACCAAAGAACAGCCUGCAUUCCCUCGAGGCGGUGCUGGUCUCCUCACCCCGGUCGAACGUAAACAGAUUCAAGCAAAAGCCUCGCGAGAUGCGGUGAAGGAGUUCAAAAAGUCGCAGGAUCUUUUUGGUGGUUCCAGAUCAAAAGAUGAAGACACAUCCGACGAAGGAGCAGAUUCAGCGUCCGAGCCGGAAGUCGCUAAACCUGAAAAAAAAUCUCGCAAAGAGAAGGCCCGCAAGAAGAAGUCAGACGUUGAGGAACUUGAAGUCCGCAUUGGCGGCUUGAGCUACAAGAGAAUUACCACAGGGUCACUAGUUCUCGGUCAAAUAAGUGCUAUCGGUAACAGAUCCUUGACUGUGGGGUUACCCAACAACUUGGUUGGCUUUGUACCCAUCACAUCAAUAUCUCCACAACUUAGCAACAGGAUCCAGUCUCUACUCGAUGAAGGCAUCGACAAUAAUGAGGCUAGCGGCGGCGAUGAAGAUGAGGACGACGAGAAGGACGUCGUUCUGUCUGAUUAUUUCCGAGUCGGACAAUUUCUCCGCUCAUCGGUCACCUCGACCGAACAGGAACGUUCAGGACCCAAAACGCAAUCACGAAAACGAAUAGAGCUGUCCAUCGAACCUGUGUUGACCAACGUCGGUCUGAAUCAGACAAAUCUAGUCUCAGGCGCUACUGUGCAAAGCUCGGUCACCAGCGUUGAAGACCACGGUCUCGCGGUGGAUUUGGCAUUGGAACAAUCUAGUGCUCGAGGGUUUAUCCUUAAAAAGCAUUUGCCUAGAGGCGUUUCCUUGUCUGAUGUCAAGCCUGGGGCGGUUUUCCUAUGCACUGUACUCGAGACCAGUUCCAACGCCAAGGUGAUUAAACUUUCUGCCGAUCUCUCUGUUGGAAGUACUUUGAGGACUGCGCCAACAGUGGACACCUUCCUUCCCGGUACUAAGGCAGAGAUUUUGAUCAGUCACAAAACAGAUGCUGGAAUCGCUGGGAAAGUCAUGGGCCUCCUCGAUGUGACGGCAGAUGUUGUCCACUCGGGGUCCUUUAAGGAUAGGGAGGCAUUCAAUGCAAAGUACGACAUUGGUGACAAGAUCAUUGGACGUCUUAUCUGCUCUUUCCCUUUGUCAGAUCAAAAAGCGCUAGGAUUCUCCUUGCUAGAGCAUCUGUCGGAUAUCAAAGCAGUUGAGACAUCUGAUGAUACACGCAACAAGCUAUCAAUUUCAACCAUCAUCAAAUCUGCCACCGUGAUUCGAGUGGAGCCUGGCCUGGGCAUUUAUGUUCAACUUGGUGGGGAUGCCGUUGGAUUCGCUCACGUGUCACGACUGUCAGAUAAGAAGGUUGAAUCUCUUUCAGAGUUGACUGGUGCCUAUAAACUUGGUUCAGAGCACAAGGCGCGGAUACUCGAGUAUAACUCUCUUGAUGAUCUAUACAUUGUGUCUCUACAACCGAGCGUCCUUCAACAAGCCUUUUUGAGAGUUGAUGAUGUUCCUGUGGGUGCCGUGGUCAAGGUCAAGAUUGAGAAGAUACUCAUCAAUGCCGACGGCGUUAACGGUUUGAUCCUUAACCUGGCGGAGGGCGUUACUGGGCUCGUACCUCAGACUCACAUGUCUGAUGUCGAAUUAAAGCACCCGGAAAGAAAAUUCAAGGAAGGGCUAACAGUUACAGCAAGAGUCAUGUCCAAAGAUGUGGUCAGACGACGCCUGAGACUUACUUUGAAGAAGGCUUUGGUCAAUAGUGACCAAAAAGCCUGGAUGAGCUAUGAUGAUAUUGAAGUUGGUAAUUCAACAGUAGGCACUCUCGUCAAGGUUGACCGGGCAGGUGCAAUCGUUCAAUUUUUCGGCUCCGUGAAAGGAUUUUUACCUGUCUCGGAAAUGAGUGAAGCUUUCAUCAAGGAUGCUACCGAGCACUUUCGAGUGGGACAAGUUCUGACAGUCAAUGCUAUCAGUGUUAAUCCGGCCGAGAAACGCCUGACAGUGACUUGUCGAGAUGUCAAUGCUGCCAAUCCCUCAACUGAAAACACCUUUGCCGAGCUUCAAGCAGGAACAAUCACGAAUGGUACGGUAUUCGAGAAAUCACAAAAUGACAUUUUGCUUCGGUUGGAAGGAUCUGAUGCGAUUGCACGUCUCAUUCUGGAUCACGCUUCUGAUGGAUCAUUGAAGAAGCGAGAAUCGGCAUUUUCUAAGAUCAGAGUUGGCCAACGACUUCAAGAUCUAGUUAUCCUGCAAAUCCAGGCAAAGAGACGACUUGUUCUAAUAUCCAAUAAACAAAGUCUCGUCAAAGCAGCUUCAGAUGGAACCCUUCUGAAAAGUUAUGAACAGCUCACGGAGAAUGGGACAUUCACCGGGUUUGUGUCGAACAUCAUGGAUGAUGGGGUAUUUUUGAGCUUUGCCGCCGGAAUCAGUGGCCUGAUACCCCGAGGUCAAGUACCUGUUGACAAUGAGAACCAACCAGACUUUGGGAUGACAAAACUUCAGCCAGUUACAGCUCGCGUCACAAACAUCGACUACAAAGGUGCUACGCCUCGUUUCUGGCUAACCAUGAGAGAAGGAGGAUCGAAACCUGUCCCGACUCCCUCUAAGAAGCCCGAACCCCAAGCCGAAAACACCUCUGUCGUUAAUCCCGUUGAUCCGACUAUUACCGCAUGGAGCGACUUUCACGUGGGCAGGGUCACCAAAGCAAGAAUUAUAUCAAUCAAGGACACCCAGAUCAAUGUGGAAUUAGCCAAGGAUGUUCAAGGCCGAAUUGACGCUUCCGAAGCCUUUGACAAAUGGGAAGAUAUCAAAGAUCGGAAGAAACCACUCAAACAAUUUUCCGCUAAACAAGAGCUCUCAGUCAUGAUCAUUGGAGCUCAUGACACGAGAAAUCAUAGAUUCUUGCCGUUGACGCACCGAGCUUCGAAGAACACUGUUUUCGAACUUACGUCAAAAUCAAGCGCUAUCGCAGACCCCAAGAAUGCAAGCCUCUCAUUGGAAAGCAUGGCGAAUGGUUCCCGUUGGCUUGCGUUUGUGAACAACAUUUCCGACUCUGGUCUGUGGGUCAAUAUAUCGCCUUCUAUCCGUGGCAGAAUCCGUGCGACAGAUGUCUCAGAUGAUUUGUCUUUGGUUGCAGACCUCCAGACCAAUUAUCCUCUCGGGUCUGCUCUUCGUGUUCAAGUCAUAUCCGUUGAUGUUGAAAAGAACAGGCUGGAUUUAUCCGCCAAAUCUGACAGCGCCGCAAGCUCACUAAGUCUUGAGAGCAUUUCUGCAGGACUAGUGUUGCCAGGUCGUGUCACCAGAAUCAGUGAUCGCAAUAUCGUCGUUCAACUGAGCGACCAAGUUGUUGGAGUUGUGGAUUUGAUCGAUAUGGCAGAUGAUUACAACGAAUCCAAUCCGGCAAAGUAUGAGAAGAAUGACGUACUUCGAGUCUGCGUGCUGAAAGUAGAUGCGCCAAACAAGAAGGUCACAUUAUCUGUACGACCAUCCAAAGCCCUCAGUUCGUCAUUUCCAGUGACAGACCCAGAGAUUACGUCUGUUAAACAACUCGCUGUUAACGAUGUGGUUCGUGGUUUCAUCCGUAACGUUGCAGACAAGGGCGUUUUUGUGACGCUGGGCCAUGGGGUUACUGCAUUUGUCAGGGUCUCGAAUCUUUCCGACAGCUAUUUGAAAGAAUGGAAGAAUCAUUUCCAGAGAGAUCAAUUGGUGAAGGGGAAGAUAAUAUUCCUCGAUGAGGCUUCAGGCAAUGUCCAACUCAGUUUGAAGGAAUCCGCUUUGGACCCAAAAUACAAAGCUCCGUUAGUAUUCAACGAUCUCAAGCUCGGAGAGAUUGUUACGGGCAAGGUUGUCAAAGCCGAGGCAUUUGGUGUCUUCAUUCUUGUUGACAACUCCGAGAACGUUCGUGGCCUCUGUCAUCGCAGUGAGAUUGCUGAACAGCGAAUUGAAGAUGCCAGCAAGCUUUUCAACGAAGGAGAUAAAGUGAAAGCCAAGGUGCUCAAACUGGAUGCUGCCAAUCGAAAGAUCAACUUCGGGAUGAAGGCGUCGUAUUUCGCAGAUGAGAAUGACGUGGAUGAUGAUGCCGACUCCGAUGGUGUUAGCGUAGAUGAAGGCGGAGUUGACCUUGACAUCGGAAUGGAAGACGUUGACGAAGUCGCCGCUGACGAAGAUGAGGAGGAGGAUGAUGAGGAGAACGAGGACGAGGUCAAUCACGGGGAGAGCGCAGACUCGGAUAUCGAAGCGGAUGAUUCUGAAGAUGAAGCAACCUCUGCUGCUCUCACAUCCACACAGCCAAAGGGACUCAACGUCGGCGGCUUCGACUGGUAUGGCCUGUCGGAGCCCACGUCAUCCAGUAAACGCGCAGCGGCAACCUCCGACUCUGAAGACGACGAGGCCCCAACCGCGAAAACAAGCAAGAAAAAGAGGAAGAGAGCUGAUAUCCAAAUCGACCACACAGGCGACUUGGACCGUGACGGCCCUCAAUCCAUCGACGACUACGAACGCCUACUGCUCAGCGAACCGGACUCCUCCCUCCUCUGGCUCCAGUACAUGGCGUUCCACCUGGAGCUCGGCGACGCGGACCAUGCGCGCAGCAUUGGCGAGCGCGCGCUGAAAUCCAUCGGCCUGGGCCAGGAAGCGGAGAAGCUGAACGUGUGGAUCGCGCUGCUGAAUCUGGAGAACGCCUACGGCGACGACGAGUCCAUCGACGCCAUCUUCAAGCGUGCCUGUGAAUACAACGACCCACAGGAUAUCUACUCCCGCCUCGCGAGCAUCUACAUCCAGUCCGGCAAGCGCGACAAGGCAGAUGAUCUCUUCCAACGCAUGCUCAAGAAAUUCACCCAGGACCCCAAGGUCUGGAUCAACUAUGCGACGUUCCUGUUCGGAACUACCGCCGAAGCUGAUUCCAGUGCCACCACCAACACCGACACGGCCGCUGGUGCGGACAAAGCGCGCGCCCUCCUCCCCCGCGCGCUACAGACCCUCCCGAAACACACGCACUUCGACCUGACCCUGAAAUUCGCACAGCUCGAAUUCAAGCAGAGCGGCAGCGGCACGGGUGUGCCGGAGCGCGGCCGCACGAUCUUCGAAGGCCUGCUCAGCGCGUUCCCGAAGCGCGUCGACCUCUUCAAUGUGCUGUUGGAUCUAGAGCUGAAGCUCGACGACAAUGAAGCAACGGUGCGUGCGCUCUUCGAGCGCAUCUUCGCCGGCCCCAGGAAAUUGAAGCCCAAGCAGGCCAAGUAUUUCUUCAAGCGGUGGUUGGCGUUUGAAGAGGGUGUGGGCGGUGCGAACGAGAGGCGUGUCGAGGAGGUCAAGGUCAAAGCGGCGGAGUGGGUUAGGAGCAAUUAG
Molecule: messenger RNA, 5484 nt
Organism: Exophiala bonariae
Lineage: Eukaryota; Fungi; Ascomycota; Eurotiomycetes; Chaetothyriales; Herpotrichiellaceae
Exons: 1
Coding region: 1-5484 (1827 amino acids)
Biological process (GO): rRNA processing
Cellular component (GO): small-subunit processome; nucleolus
Molecular function (GO): protein binding; RNA binding
Source: RefSeq, a predicted model, not a curated record